Messenger RNA from Oryzias latipes (Japanese medaka), 3345 nucleotides. RefSeq names its product neuroepithelial cell-transforming gene 1 protein. Gene Ontology annotation, biological process: intracellular signal transduction; positive regulation of Rho protein signal transduction. Lineage: Eukaryota; Metazoa; Chordata; Actinopteri; Beloniformes; Adrianichthyidae. The record is from RefSeq and is a predicted model, not a curated record. Gene Ontology annotation, molecular function: guanyl-nucleotide exchange factor activity.
UGAGGAAAGCCGAAACUGUAGGGAUGACAAAACAAGUUGCAGUAAGAACUACAUUGCUGAAGAGUCAGAUAAGACAAAAAAUGUGGCAUUCAACAUUCAGCAUUAGCAUUACAGCAUUCAACCAAUAAAAUAAAAAAAAGUUUACUGUCCUCUGUCCCUCUCACAGAGCCUAUCUGAACCCCCCAUCUAUGUCAAAACCCCCUGAGGACAAAUGAACAAGAUGGUAAACGUGAAUUCAUAGAGUGAAAGCAAAGCAGCCGCAAGUACCAACAAGCAUUUUUAAAAGGUCCUACAGAGGACUUGAAAGAAAUCUCUAAAAGAAGAUUUUAUUUUUUUUGAAGAAGGAACUUUUAAAAAGAUAGUGCUCAGGUGCAAAAUCACACCUACAAGUCAAGUUAGGUCGUUUAUGUGUCACAGAUAAUUUUGCUAAAAAUAGACCCCUGCACUAUCUGGAGACCCUAUUUUUAAGUUUUCGAGGGAACAGGAAGUAUUGAGUUUGAUUCUGAUGCAUUUCAGUCUUUUGAGAAUAUGCCCCUCCCACAUGCCGUUUGGCCUCUCCUGAUUGGUCGAUUUCCAACAAUCCGCCAUAUUCAAACUUCCGCUGUUUGGUGUGUGGACUGUCAUCGAUCUUUUUACUUUCUAUUUUGCUCAUCAAACCAAUUAAUUGAGUUCAUUUUAAAGCUUUUUCAGAAAUCAUAUUGGUUAAAAAUCGACUGAGUUUAUUUUAGAACGAAGACUCCCGGAAAAUGGACGAUACUGACGAUAUUUGCCCGAGGACGGUGGAAAACAAUAAGCGCACACUGCGCAAAAUGUCAACGAGAACGUCUACUACGAGUAUCAUCAGCGCUGCUGAGUCCUCUCCUCCAAAACCGAGAAGCAACUCAAAGAAACCUCCACUUCAGAGAGGCAGCUCCUUUACAUUUCUCACACCGGGGACUCCAUGGGACUUCACUCUGAAAAGAAAGCGCAAAGAGAAAGACGAUGACACCAUCAGUCUGUCCAGCUUCGACCUCAAGGAACCCAGUAACAAGCGUGUUCGACCGCUGGCCAAAGUUUCAUCCCUCGUUAAUCUGAUGUCGCCCUCAAAGAACGGAGCAGUGCGGCGCUUUGGUCAGACCAUUCAGUCAUUGCGCGCUGAUACCAAGUCACCGGGGACAACUCUGAAAGGCAACAGCAGAUCUUCAGGUCCAACUCCCACGAAACGAAGAAACAGCACUUUGUGGUCGGAGACGCUGGACAUCCAUCAGAAGAGCACCUUCUCUACCAAAGAGAUCAAGAGACAGGAGGCAAUUUAUGAACUUUUCAGAGGGGAGCAGGACCUCAUUGAGGAUCUUCAGCUUGCGCGAAAGGCAUACCAUGACCCCAUGCUGAAACUGUCCAUCAUGACAGAGGAGGAGCUAGCUCACAUUUUUGGUGACCUGGAUGCUUACAUCCCUUUACAUGAAGACUUAUUGAUUAAGCUAACAGAGGAAACUGGCUCGGAUGGAACCGUAGCUCAGAUUGGGCAAAUAGUAAUAGACUGGCUGCCUGGCUUGAACGCCUAUAGAAACUACUGCAGCAACCAGCUGGCAGCCAAAGCGCUGCUGGACCAGAAGAAACAGGACAGACGGGUCCAGGACUUUCUGCAGCGCUGUCUUGAGUCCCCCUUUAGCAGGAAGUUGGACCUUUGGAGCUUCCUUGACAUUCCACGUUCACGCCUGGUGAAAUAUCCGCUGUUGCUGCGGGAAAUCCUCAGACAUACGCCUCCCGAUCACCCAGAUGUGACCAGCCUGGAGAAAGCAAUCGCAAUAAUCCAGGAGAUUCUGUCAGACAUCAACGUGAGAAAGGGAGAGUCUGAAUGCCAGUAUUACAUAGAUAAGUUGGAGUAUCUGGAUGAGAAGCAGCGGGACCCUCUCAUUGAUAACUGCAAGACGCUGCUGUGUCACGGCGAGCUGCGCACAAAGAGUGGUUCGAGGCUACACGUAUUUCUCUUCUCUGAGCUGCUGGUUCUGACCCGACCAGUAACCCGAAACGACAAGAGCUGCUUCCAGGUGUGCCGUCGGCCCAUUCCUGUGAAAGAUCUGGCUCUGGAAGACCUGCAGGAUGGAGAGAUCCGCAUGGGGGGGUCCUUCAGAGGGGCCUUUACCAACGGAGAAAAGGCUAAGAAUGUUUUCCGAGUGAGCUCCAUGGAUGCUUCCCACUGCCAGUCCCACACCCUGCAUGUCAGCGAUGUUUACCACAAGCAGCAGUGGCUCAACUGCCUACGCACGGCGAUAGCCCAACAGCAAGGGGCCUCGCCUGAUGUCCAGGAGGGGGAAGCCGUCCCGGCAAAGCGCCGCUCCGCUGCCAGGAUCUGCGAUGUAAAUACAGACGAGAACUGUCCACCCGCCUCAGGUCCCAAACUCAGACGUCAGACGCUCUCCAAAAGCAGACUGGACCAGAAGUUACACGAGUCACAGAAGAGAAAGGAAACUAAAGUUUAAGUGUUUACUCUUUACAAGACCUAUGCUUCCAAAUAUUCUUUUUCCUUAUCAGUAAGUUUUAAAGCAGCCAAUUUGUAUUUUGCUGUAUCUUUCUAGCUGCACUGAAAAUCCGUUUCAAUCAUCUCCGUCCUGAUGGAUACGAAGUGUUUCUGCUUCAAUUGUGUUAAUAGUUUACAAAAAGCAAAAGAUGCCACUUGCCAGUCUGUGUAAUCCAGUUACACGUGUGUAAAAUUAGUAUCUCGUGUGUGUUAACAAUUUUUAUACCACUUGUAGUGUUUAUGUUUUACAUUUAUUCCAUGAUGUGUUUUUUUUAACCAAUUUGGUAAAUGUACAAUCAUGUAUAAUGUUAACAGGGCUGAAAUAAGGAAGUUGAGGUGUUGCAACAUCUGUGUUUCCCUAAAAAAGAAAAGCCCCUGAGUGACACAGCUCUAAAAAAUGUUCAGAUUUAAUUCAGGAUUAUGAGUGAAAUUCAACUGAAAAGUCUGACUCCAGACAUGAAAUAAGUACAAACAUUUUUUACAAGUAUGUAUUUAGCAAAAAUGUGUUGGUAAAAGGAAAAAAAAGAGAAGUAAAGCACUGUUUACUCUGUUGUACUAAGUUUAACUGUCUGUGUGGGUUUUUUUUAUUGCAGCAAACAUACCUUUGACUUGAUUCUGACAACUCAGUCACUUACCUCCUGCUAUUUUUUUCUGCUUUUCAGCUCUGUGUCACAACACUUUUAAAACAGACCAACCACAUUAGCAGCUGCUCUUCUUUUAAAUCCAAAUGACACGUCUUUUUAAACUCGGAAUGAAAAGUUAACAAAUAUGGAGCACAAUUUCUGUUUUAUGUGUAAAAAAGUUUAAAACUGGUGAAAUAAAAUGUUCAUGUUCUCAUAAAAUCA